CACUCAUUUCCUCCUCAAAAGAACAAGAACAAGAACGAGAACAAGAACAACCAUCCUCAUUCUCUCUCCAAAACUCCAAACAACAACAAUGGCGGCUACCUUCACAAACCCAACAUUUUCCCCUUCCUCAACUCCAUUAACCAAAACCCUAAAAUCCCAAUCUUCCAUCUCUUCAACCCUCCCCUUUUCCACCCCUCCCAAAACCCCAACUCCACUCUUUCACCGUCCCCUCCAAAUCUCAUCCUCCCAAUCCCACAAAUCAUCCGCCAUUAAAACACAAACUCAAGCACCUUCUUCUCCAGCUAUUGAAGAUUCAUCUUUCGUUUCUCGAUUUGGCCCUGAUGAACCCAGAAAAGGGUCCGAUGUCCUCGUUGAAGCUCUUGAGCGUGAAGGUGUUACCAAUGUGUUUGCUUACCCUGGUGGUGCAUCUAUGGAAAUCCACCAAGCUCUCACACGCUCUAAAACCAUCCGCAAUGUCCUCCCUCGCCAUGAACAAGGCGGGGUUUUCGCCGCCGAGGGAUAUGCUAGAGCUACUGGAAAGGUUGGUGUCUGCAUUGCGACUUCUGGUCCUGGUGCUACCAACCUCGUAUCAGGUCUUGCUGACGCUCUCCUUGAUUCUGUCCCUCUUGUUGCCAUCACUGGCCAAGUUCCACGCCGUAUGAUUGGCACUGAUGCUUUUCAGGAGACUCCAAUUGUUGAGGUGACAAGGUCUAUUACUAAGCAUAAUUAUUUAGUUUUGGAUGUAGAGGAUAUUCCUAGAAUUGUUAAGGAAGCCUUUUUUUUAGCUAAUUCUGGUAGGCCUGGACCUGUUUUGAUUGAUCUUCCUAAAGAUAUUCAGCAGCAAUUGGUUGUUCCUGAUUGGGAUAGGCCUUUUAAGUUGGGUGGGUAUAUGUCUAGGCUGCCAAAGUCCAAGUUUUCGACGAAUGAGGUUGGACUUCUUGAGCAGAUUGUGAGGUUGAUGAGUGAGUCGAAGAAGCCUGUCUUGUAUGUGGGAGGUGGGUGUUUGAAUUCUAGUGAGGAGUUGAGGAGAUUUGUUGAGUUGACAGGGAUUCCGGUGGCUAGUACUUUGAUGGGGUUGGGGUCUUACCCUUGUAAUGAUGAACUGUCUCUUCAUAUGUUGGGGAUGCACGGGACUGUUUAUGCCAAUUAUGCGGUGGAUAAGGCGGAUUUGUUGCUUGCUUUCGGGGUUAGGUUUGAUGAUCGUGUGACCGGGAAGCUCGAGGCGUUUGCUAGCCGUGCUAAGAUUGUGCAUAUUGAUAUUGACUCUGCUGAGAUUGGGAAGAACAAGCAGCCCCAUGUGUCCAUUUGUGCUGAUGUUAAAUUGGCAUUGCGGGGUAUGAAUAAGAUUCUGGAGUCUAGAAUAGGGAAGCUGAAUUUGGAUUUCUCCAAGUGGAGAGAAGAAUUAGGUGAGCAGAAGAAGGAAUUCCCACUGAGUUUUAAGACAUUUGGGGAUGCAAUUCCUCCACAAUAUGCCAUUCAGGUGCUUGAUGAGUUGACCAAUGGUAAUGCUAUUAUAAGUACUGGUGUUGGGCAGCACCAAAUGUGGGCUGCGCAGCAUUACAAGUACAGAAACCCUCGCCAAUGGCUGACCUCUGGUGGGUUGGGGGCUAUGGGGUUUGGGCUACCAGCCGCCAUUGGAGCUGCAGUUGCUCGACCAGAUGCAGUGGUUGUCGAUAUUGAUGGGGAUGGCAGUUUUAUUAUGAAUGUUCAAGAGUUGGCUACAAUUAGGGUGGAAAAUCUCCCAGUUAAGAUAAUGCUGCUAAACAAUCAACAUUUAGGUAUGGUUGUCCAAUGGGAAGAUAGGUUCUAUAAAGCUAACCGGGCACAUACAUACCUUGGAAACCCUUCCAAAUCUGCUGAUAUCUUCCCUGAUAUGCUCAAAUUCGCUGAGGCAUGUGAUAUUCCUUCUGCCCGUGUUAGCAACGUGGCUGAUUUGAGGGCCGCCAUUCAAACAAUGUUGGAUACUCCAGGGCCGUACCUGCUCGAUGUGAUUGUACCGCAUCAAGAGCAUGUGUUGCCUAUGAUUCCAAGUGGUGCCGGUUUCAAGGAUACCAUUACAGAGGGUGAUGGAAGAACCUCUUAUUGAUCGGUUUAAUGACGGUUGGAACCAUUUAAAGAGGGUAAGCUAUAUUACUGUAUGUAUAUUAGUAUGUUCCUGGAUAAUUUAGAAGCUUUUGUCUGUUGUCUUUUGCAGUUUAUGAAGUUAGUUUGCUGUUGUCAUGUUACUUGUUACUUUAAAAAGCUUUUUGUAGUUUUUGAGCAACUAGUAUGGAAUGCUCUUCCUGUAUUGCUUGGAAAAUUCACAAAAGUGGUUUUUCGGCUA
Molecule: messenger RNA, 2323 nt
Organism: Beta vulgaris subsp. vulgaris (sugar beet)
Lineage: Eukaryota; Viridiplantae; Streptophyta; Magnoliopsida; Caryophyllales; Amaranthaceae
Product: acetolactate synthase 1, chloroplastic
Exons: 1
Coding region: 89-2086 (665 amino acids)
Biological process (GO): L-valine biosynthetic process
Cellular component (GO): acetolactate synthase complex
Molecular function (GO): magnesium ion binding; acetolactate synthase activity; flavin adenine dinucleotide binding
Source: RefSeq, a predicted model, not a curated record